AUGGCAACUAAACUACGAUCAAUCCAGAAGGGGCACAAGGGUGCAGUUACACGACUUUUGUCAAAAUUUGAGAUGAUUCAGCAAGAAGCAGUUGAUUUGGAAGAGUUGCAGACGAUAGAAGAUUCUCUGAGGCAGAAACAGCAGACGAUCACCGAGAUCCAUGAGAAAAUUAUAGAUGUCAUUCCAGAAGAUGACGGGGAACAAAUCGAGACGGAGAUACUGGAUCAUAAUGAGUACAUCUAUAAUUUACAGACAAAGAUACAGAAAGUAGCAAGUUUCAAAAAGAACCACACCAACAGCUCUGUAUACCAUAGACUACCGAUACUAGAUUUACCGCGGUUCGAUGGCAACAUUCUUGACUGGCAGUCAUUCUGGGACUCAUACGAGUCGGCUAUUCACACGAACCCUUCACUCAGUGGUGUACAAAAAUUCAACUACCUGAAGUCGUCUCUGAGGGGAGAAGCUGGACAAACAAUUGCAGGUUUUGCGUUAACUAAUGCUAACUAUGACAAGGCAGUGUCGUUAUUACACGAAAGGUAUGGACAGAAAGACAGAAUCAUACAGACCUAUAUGAGAGCUUUGCUUGAGGUUCCCGCUCCCGUGAACACCGUUACCAGUCUGAAAAAGUUCUACGAUACUACAGAAACAUACAUACGGGGACUUGAUUCACUUAACCAGUGUGAGAGCACAUAUGGAUCUCUUCUCACUCCCAUCAUCCUUCAGAAAUUACCACCGGAAGUCAGAACAAACAUUACACGUGCGCACGGAACAUUAUCUUGGUGUUUGAAUGAAUUAAUGAAGUGUCCCAUAAAUGAAAUUAAUAUUAUGGACGCCAGAAGUGCAUUGAAUACCGGGCAAGAAUUCAUUGCCACAGCAACCUUCCUGACGAAAUCGGACACGCGAAAGACGGAGAGAAAAAAUAUCCAUAGACCAACCAGACCAAGUGUGAAACCUAAAAGCGUUCAAGUACCAACCUGUGUAUAUUGUAAGGGAGAGCACUCAAGUACAAACUGUGUAAAAAUUAAAGAUCGUGAACAGAGACUCAAUAUUGUAAAAGAAAAGCAGUUAUGUUUUAACUGUCUACGCAGUCACAAG
Mercenaria mercenaria is the source of this 1095-nucleotide messenger RNA. RefSeq lists its product as uncharacterized. The record is from RefSeq and is a predicted model, not a curated record. The annotation marks the transcript as partial. The transcript has 2 exons. Lineage: Eukaryota; Metazoa; Mollusca; Bivalvia; Venerida; Veneridae.